AUGAGUAAAAGCACCUCCAAGUCUCACUUGUAUCGUAACCCCCUCCCGCUACUACUUUCCAGCGACCACUACGGGCCGGCCCCGAACCUAAUUCCUCACAAUCCAUUGUCCUGGAUCGUUUUUGGUUGGUGGUAUGUGUCCACCGUAUGUAAACCAGUCCCUCACCAAACUGUCCAGGUAGUAUACGCAGACCACCAAUUCAAGGUCUACGACGAUGUAGAUAUUGCCAGGUUAUGGCAGCUGGGUUUUUUUGGCAAGGGCUCGCUUUCCCGGUCGGACCCAUCGUGGAAAAUUCGGACAAUUCGUCGACUUGGGUUGAACGACCCAGAAGGUGUAGCUGGGUUCAGUAGCGAAGAUGUGACGAAACAGCGGCGGGAAGAAAGGCGAAAGUUCAAACACGAACGAGCCAGAGUUCAGCAGUUGGAACUUGAAAAAAGACAAGGCACGUUGUCGGAACAAGACAACAAUGAAUUGGUCGAGUUGCAAGAAAAGUUGAAGGCAUGGCGGCAUCAGGCCACGGUGGCGGUAGAGACGCCGGUAGUUCCCGCGGAGUUGAGACCAGAAGACGAAGCUUUAUUGGAGCCUGGAACUCGUGAUUUGACGACCAACAUUGAGUAUCUCCAGUUGCAACCAGUGGAGUUUUUCUUUCUUUAUUUUGCUCUUGGAGUGACUCAAUUGCUGCCACCGCGGUCGUUUCUGGAUACCUUAAACACUCUCGUUCCGAGUCCCCUGGCUUCGAGCAGUUUUCUCGUGGAAUACGCCGUCUAUCAUCAUUAUCGGUCGCUAGGCUGGUGUGUUCGACUGGGCAUCAAAUUUGGCUGCGACAUGCUUCUUUACAAGCGAGGCCCUCCAUUCAGCCACGCCGAGUUUGCCAUCAAAAUUUCGACCACUGAACCCGAUUUCCACUAUGAGUGGAGCGACAUUUCGGCUUUAGCCCGAGUGGUGGGUGGGGUGAAAAAAACCCUAGUUUUGGUGUAUGUGGAAGUGCCCAACGACGCCCAAUUUCAGGACCAGUGGCACAAUGUGAACAGCGCAGACAACUUUUUACAAUUGCUAAAAACCUACAAAAUCACCGAAAUUCUCUACAAGCGGUGGGUCCCCAGUCGCACCCGAGACUGA
Messenger RNA from Meyerozyma guilliermondii ATCC 6260, 1119 nucleotides. It is a transcript of the gene SEN2, whose product is annotated as tRNA splicing endonuclease subunit. Gene Ontology annotation, cellular component: tRNA-intron endonuclease complex. Gene Ontology annotation, molecular function: nucleic acid binding; tRNA-intron lyase activity. Gene Ontology annotation, biological process: tRNA splicing, via endonucleolytic cleavage and ligation; tRNA-type intron splice site recognition and cleavage. The transcript has a single exon. Bases 1 to 1119 code for a protein of 372 amino acids. The record is from RefSeq and is a predicted model, not a curated record. Lineage: Eukaryota; Fungi; Ascomycota; Pichiomycetes; Serinales; Debaryomycetaceae.